AGAAGAAAAGAAAAGACGCACGCAAAUCAAGUUGUCACUUGCGAGCAGUAGAGCUGAAGGCGACGGGAGGAAGUGCCUCUGGCCAGCCCUCUUGCUGUUCCUUCAAGCUUGGGAAAACAGCCCCAAGAAGGCAGGGAACCCAAGAAGGCUUUGCUGUUCUUCCAAACCACCGUGCAUCUGCUACUCCAGUUUCAGUGACCAAGUGAUCAGACCAGAGUGCCUGCUUUUGGAACCAGCAUGUAUCAACAUCAAAGCGUGAGUUUGUCUUGGUUGCCUGCAAGGUUUUUGGCUUGCUUGUUUUGAGAAGGGACAAAAGCAUUGAGUCUUGCAACCGUGGAUACAGCGACAAAUGGGUAGGGCUGCCAGGUGACCAGGCAAAAACCCAGCAACCUGAAAACUGCGCUGGUCUGUUCUUGUGUGCAGAAAUCCGACUUGGCAAUGACCAUUGGCUAAGGUUUGCGUAUUGAGCUGCAGCAACCUUGAACAAGCUGGCAAUCUUACAGAGGUCCUAAUAAUGAGGGUGAGGGAGGGGAGGCUUUUGCUAUCUGUAAAGAGCAGUUAAAGACAUAUCUGCUUAUCCAGGCACCUAGCUCGUAAAUAUCUCCCCCCACUUUCCUUCUUUGUUUUGGUGCCACACCCUUUCCCUCUGGUCUUCGGGAUGGUAUAACCUUGUGAAGUUUUCUGGCAUUAGGUAAAACAUGGCCGUAGCCCUCCAGAUGUUGUUGUUUAGUCGUGUCCGACUCUUCGUGACCCCAUGGACCAGAGCACGCUAGGCACUCCUGUCUUCCACUGCCUCCCGCAGUUGGGUCAAACUCGUGUUGGUAGCUUCGAGAACACUGUCCAACCAUCUCGUCCUCUGUCGUCCCCUUCUCCUUGUGCCCUCCAUCUUUCCCAACAUCAGGGUCUUUUCCAGGGAGUCUUCUCUUCUCAUGAGGCAGCCAAAGUAUUGGAGCCUCAGCUUCAGGAUCUGUCCUUCCAGUGAGCACUCAGGGCUGAUUUCCAUAAGAAUUGUUAGGUUUGAUCUUCUUGCAGUCCACGGGACUCUCAAGAGUCUGCUCCAGCACCAUAAUUCAAAAGCAUCAAUUCUUCAGCGAUCAGCCUUCUUUAUGGUCCAGCUCUCACUUCCAUCUCCCAUCAUCUCUGACUAUUGACCAUGCAUGCUAGCUGAUGGGAGUUCCACAACAUCUGGAGGGCCACAGGUUAGCCAACCCUGAUGAAAAUGGGUUGUUGUUUUUUAAUUAAGAAUUAGGCACAUUCAGCAGUAGAUCUCUAAGACAUGCUGAUGGCAAACAAUGGAGGAGGUUUUCUUUAUGCCCUGCUUGCAUGCAUCCCUGCACGAAGCAUCUGGUUAGCCCCUGUGAAUGCUGGAGGAACAAAGCAGCAGAGGUCUUCUUUUUUUAGAGUUAAAAAAAAAGGUAACCUACCCUACCUUAACUGAUUCAGAAUUAAGUUCAUGCAAGACAUAUUUGGUGAGUGUUUGUCCUAUUUUACAUGAACUGAUGAAUUGCUUAACCUCCAGUGAUCCUUUUUUUAAAUUAUACCUUAAGGUUAUUGUAAUCAGAAUGUUUAUUUGCUGUGUAUUUUCAGCACAAACUCAUUUGUGGAAAAUGUGGUAUGCAGAUAAACUGACAUUGUCUAUGUUUAUCUGUGACAAAACCUCCCUGUGAGACCACUUUCCGUUUAACAUGCAAAUAGCACUUUUGAUGUGUGGAACGCCUUAUAGUUCUUAAUUUUUUUAAUCAAUUACUUCAUCUUCCCAACUGCUCCUCAAGUUAUGUCCCUUUAAAUCUCCGUUUUUAGUCCAAGAUUGAGCAAAUUGCUUUCGGCAACACAACAUGAUCCAAGUAUCUGGGAUUCAAAGCUCUCUUGUGUUGCUCCACGUUCAGUAUAAUUGCUUCCAUUGUCUGAUAUAUUUUUGGUAAAUUCUGCACAAUGCUCAAUUAACUUACGGCUUAAGCUCUUUCUUCUUUCUGUUUCUUGGCUCUACCCCCUUUCUAAAGUUCUUUUGUACAUAUUUUCCUGUAGUUUUACGAAGGUGUGUUGUGAAGAUCAUUUUUCAUAAUGAAAUCAGGUGUUUAUUGCUCCACAUUUUGCAAUUUGAAUGUCAUGGCUUUCAUCUAAAAAAAGGCAGCUGUAUUAAUCUGUAAGAUGGUGAUGGGGAAUCCAAAAUUCACAUCAGACACAGCCACCUUUCUUAUAGAGUAGCCAACAUAGUGCUCUCUAGAUGUUAGACUCCCAUCUCCCAUCAGCCAGGCCAGUGGUCGUGAAUUAUAGGAGUUCUGCAAGAUCUGGAGGGCCACGGAUUAGAUACCCCUACUUUAUUAGGACCAGUCAAACUGUCACAAAAGUGUGAGCAAGCAUUCAAAAUUCUCUAAUAUCAAGCUGAAUGUUAAGAAACAGGGUGGGAAGCAGAGAAAGAAAGAAAACUGGCUUAUGUUGAAGCCAUGAGGUCUGCAUACUUCAUAGCCUUAAGAUGGUGCCUAGGAAGAAGUGUGAGGCUUGGGCUAUGUGCCCAUUACCAGCUUAAAACACAGCUAGGUCAUUAUUUUCCUCAAUUUGAAUCAAAGCUUAGUUGGGGUGGGGAAAAUAACAGGAUAAAUGCAAGGUAGAUAACGAUGUUGGCUAACCUUGUGUGUAGACUCCAAAACCAGCGGUGGGAACACAGGAGUGUGUACACAACUUUCAGUUCUUCUAGAAGCUGUGAAAGAUUUUGAGUUACACCUAGGGAUGCUGGAACAAAAGUCCAAUGGCUGAUUCUUCAUUUCCACAAAUACAAGCAACGGCAAUUACUCCAAUCUGCUGCCAGUUUUAGGAAGCUUAACAUCCGUGGUUCUUCAGCUUGAUUGCACAAGGGGACUGCUGUUCUGGUCCAUACCUUUAAAACACAUUUGAAUCAUUUUUUUUUCUCUCCCAAAGAAUAAUGGUUUGUUAAGUUUGUUAAGGUUGCUGGGAAUUUUAGAUCUGUGAGGGGUAUGUUACAGUUUCCAGAAUUAUUUGAAGGGAAGACUGCAUUUCAAAUGUGCUUUAAAGGUAAUGGCAUGUACAAAGAAGGAGGAGGAGGAGGAGUUUGGAUUUGAUAUUCUGCUUUAUCACUACCCUAAGGAGUCUCAAAGCGGCUAACAUUCUCCUUUCCCUUCCUCCCCCACAACAAACACUCUGUGAGGUGAGUGGGGCUGAGAGACUUCAGAGAAGUGUGACUGGCCCAAGGUCACCCAGCAGCUGCAUGUGGAGGAGCAGGGAAGCGAACCCGGUUCGCCAGAUUACAAGUCCACCGCUCUUAACCACUACACCACACUGGCUCCCAUAGCCCUGAUUUGCUCGUUCUUUCCAGACUCACUGCUUUUCCCCCAUUGGGACCAUGAUCCAACACAGCUCUAUGCAUGCAUGGCUGGCUGUGGGGAGAGGACGCUCUAUUCUGCACGCACCUGGAGGGGUGUGUGCAUAGCCUUACCAACUAUUGCAGCGGAAACUUCAAAACUGCCAUUCUAUUUUUAAGUUUUGAAUUUUAAACUGAAUAGACUGCUUCGUUGUGGUGUGGUGAAAACUUCAGAGAAAUCCCCAGCUCUUCAGAAAUAUCCUCGUGUUAUUUACUUGCGAGGCCCAAUGGGUGGUUAUGGGUAUCCAGCUGCAAAAAGAGGGGAGGUGAGUUUCAGCAGGUGUGGGCUACACCUGCUGAAUUGCCCGCUUCUGCACAGCAAUUAAAGGGUCAGGAUCUCUGUCCUCUUUUUGGACCAGGCCACCCUCUUAAGAGACCCGUAGACCAGAAUUAAAUACCACAUCGUAAAAGAGCCGUACAGCUAGUCACGACCUCUUUCUAAAAGUUCAUCCUGGAGUCAUUCUGAAAGCCAGCGUUUUGCAAGCAGCCAACUGAAAAGCCCAACAGCUGCUGAACGUUACUCACGUGGAAGCUGUUAGUCUGUUUACGUGAGACGGAGCAGCUUUGCAGUGUUGUUAAUGGCCACAGAAUGCAAGAGAGAGACAUCUGACUCUUGCGGAAAAGAACAGGCAAAUACAGUUCUCUUUAGUUUCAGCUCUAGGUUAUAUCUAGAGUGCUCAUGUGCAAAACAGGGUGGGAUUCCUACACCCAAUAAACACCCAGUGAGUUCCCAGAAACAGCAAUAAAUACAAUUUAAAACACAUAUACCGGUACAUUAAAUCAACAAUUUAUAUAUCCAUAUUUCUCUUCAUAUAUAUCCAUAUUUCUUUGGCUUCCCCCGUAUUUCUGUAUUGAUUUAUUAAUUUAUUGUAUUGAUUUAUUAAACAAAUUCUAUACCCCGCUGGUUUUACCUCUUAUAUAGUUGUGAAAGUUUAGUCAAAACCUGCCAAUGGGUCCAAAUCUUUAUAGUGUCUUUUUAUAUAAUUUGUAAAUGGUUCCCAGUCCUUUUUGAAAUUGAUGUUGUCUCUCUCAUGUAUCCUCUGUCAGCUUAGCCAGUUCCACGUAGUCCGUAAACUUAAGUUGCCAUUCUUCCUUUGUUGGCGUUUUCUCUGUUUUCCAUACUUGUGCUAAUAAAAUUUUUGCUGCUGCUGCUUUGUUGUUGUUGUUUAGUCGUUUAGUCGUGUCCGACUUUUCGUGACUCCUUGGACCAGAGCACGCCAGGCACUCCUGUCUUCCACUGCCUCCCGCAGUUUGGUCAAACUCAUUCUGGUAGCUUCGAGAACACUGUCCAACCACCUCGUCCUCUGUCGUCCCCUUCUUCUUGUGCCCUCCAUCUUUCCCAACAUCAGGGUCUUUUCCAGGGAGACUUCUCUUCUCAUGAGGUGGCCAAAGUAUUGGAGCCUCAGCUUCAGGAUCUGUCCUUCCAGUGAGCACUCAGGGCUGAUUUCCUUCAGAAUGGAUCGGUUUCAUCUUCUUGCAGUCCAUGGGACUCUCAAGAGUCUCCUCCAGCACCACUUGCUGCUGCUGUCGAACUUAAUCUGUUCCAGGAGUCUGUUCCGACUCCCGAAACUGUUCGAAAACCAAGGCCUGGCUUUCGAUUGGCUGCAGGAGCUUCCUGCACUCAAACGGAAGCCGUGUCGGAUGUUUGGUUUCCGAAAAACAUUCACAAACUGGAACACUUACUUCCGGGUUUGCGGCAUUCAGGAGCCGAUUUGUUCAGGAGCCAAGCCAUUUGAGUACCAAGGUACCACUGUAUAUCUCUCCAACAAUGCUAAAUUUCUUUAAGUAAAAGUAUUGUGGGUUUGAUAAAGAAAGCCCCUAAUUGAAAGUUGGCUCCUUUAAAGAGCUGGGCUGGAAUGAACAAGGAGUGUCGCCAGAACACAUGAGGGGAACGGCAGGAUCAUGACUGAAGGUAUUUUGAGUUGAAACUAAAUACAACAUUUGAUCUUAGUCUAGGACAGCUCCCUGCUUUCUUCGCUAAUACAGGGAACAACAGGCAGUACCAGAAGUGGGAUAGUGAUUUAUACGUUGAUUUUGAAGCCAGAAAGCUUGAGAAAGAAGCCCUAGAUGUGUUAGAUCUCUUCCGCUGUGCUCCAGAAAAUUGGAGAAGAUUUAAGCAGCACUUUGACCUGCUCAUAGAAGCCAGUGGAGCUGCCGAGACGACAACGGAUAAAAGGAAGGCAGCUCUGCUGGUGAAUUUUGCAGGGCCCCAAAGAUGCUGAUUUGUUUAACACCUUUUCACUAGCUGCAGAAAAAAAAGCCUAAAUGUGAUAGUGUGGUUAACAAGUCUGAGGAACGUUUGCACACAAAGCAAAAAAAGCAAGAUGUUUGAAAGAGAGGUUUCUUCAUACAAUAAAAAAAGUGAGACAGAAUUCUUAGAGCUUUCUGCGAAGGCUGAGCCAGAUCAUAAACAUACUGUAAAUCUCUGUGAUCCUCGAUUGAUGGGAGAUAAUGAAAUAAUAAUAAUCAGUGCUUUUUUUCUAAAAAAAAUAUGUUUAGGGGUACUCUCAUUUUGACUCAAGAAAAUCACCAUUUUAUAGUUUUAAUCAGGAAAAAUUAAUACAGUAAAUGGACAAAAGUACAAAGAUUCACAAAAUGUUUAGGGAUAUCCAUACCCCUGCGUGCCCCCCCCCGAAAAAAGUACUGAAAAUAAUAAUGAAACUUCUGACUAAUAAGGGAUCAGAUUGGCCUAAGAAACAGAUAUGCAAACUGACUGGGAAAUUGCUAGAAAUUUCUUUACUUUAGCAAAAAGCAAUUGAAAUCUGCUGAGUUGCAAGAAAUCACAUACAAAAGAGAGUACAGUUUAUUUGUUUGAAGGAAAGAGUUUUGUUGAGUUUGUGGAUUGUGACUUCUAGCAGACAUGGUGGAGGGUGGCUGUGAGCCUCACUCAAAACCUAGUUUUGACUUAUUUGGAACAGCAAGCCGAAGUUUGCAGGAAAUGUGGCCGUGUGAAUGCACCCACAGCAGCGCAGGGCUGGUGGAAAAACACGCAGCAGAUGGCUGAAGGUUUGCUAGAGCCUGCAAACAAAAUUAGUGGCAAGAAGAAACUGCAACCUGUGCACAGUGUUGUAAACAAAACCUGCCCUUAUUCCCUUAUGGGGGACACAAGAGCCCUUAUAGAGUCCUUAAGUGGGUUCUCUAUCAGUAGGAGAAAAUAACAGAGGCCAACCAGAGAAUAUUGAGAAGCAAAGCAGCUAGUAAGCCUGAUCUUUAUUAAUGCUCUUGCAAGAAGAGGAAGAAGAAGAGUUUGGAUUUGAUAUCCCGCCUUUCACUCCCCUUCAGGAGUCUCAAGGCGGCUAACAUUCUCCUUUCCCUUCCUCCCCCACAACAAACACUCUGUGAGGUGAGUGGGGCUGAGAGACUUCAGAGAAGUGUGACUGGCCCAAGGUCACCCAGCAGCUGCAUGUGGAGGAGCGGAGACGCGAACCCGGUUCCCCAGAUUACGAGACUACCGCUCUUAACCACUACACCACAUUGGCUCUCAACAGGGCGCUCCCCUCACACGCAGGAAAGGAGGAGGACCCAGAACCAAGGUGUGCCUGCCCUUAUAUAGACAUUUUAAAUUCCCUGCCCUGGAGCUCAAGACCACCCCUCCAUACAUCAUACAUACAUCACAGAAGGGGUGUAACCCAAGACCACCCCCCACAAACAUCAUACCUACAUCACAGAAAAGGCGGUCUACAACAGAAAUUUGAACGUUGUUGUUUUUCCUGUCUGUCAGAUUAUCUGAUAAUGCCUUAUCUGAUUGCCUUUCCUGGUAGUUUGCUCAUUCCUUUGAAAUGGUGCCUACCCAAUUCCUGAGACAAUGGGAAGGUUCCCUCACCCCCUCCCUCCUUGCAGAGAAAACAUUUGGUCAGUUUGGGAGUCAAAAUGGUUUCAGGGCAGUCUUCCUGUGCUGCUCCAGACAUGUGGUCCACAUAUCUCUGUACGUGCUUGGUUGGUACAUUUAUGAACAUUUAUUAUAUACAUAAGACCUUAAUUUUUUAUUACAACAGUGUCACAGGAAGAAAGCAGUUCUGCAACGAUCUAUAUCACCAGAAGGUUGGAAUAUUAAGUUAGAGAUAAAUGGCAGCAAAGUGAACUUUAAACAAAACACUGGAGCACAAAUGUGAUUCCUGAAAGCAAAGCAAUGCUACAAAGCAGGCAUAGGCAAACUCUGGCCCUCCAGAUGUUUGGGACUACAAUUCCCAUCAUCCCUAGCUAACAGGACCAAUGGUCAGGGAUGGUGGGAAUUGUAGUCCCAAACAUCUGGCGGGCCGGAGUUUGCCUAUACCUGCUACAAAGGAAACCAAGCUACAGGGAUAAUAGGAAAGUGAAAUUAAGAGCAUUUGAACUGAGAGCAAUAUCAGGUGCGACUCAAAUGCCUCUGAACUGGAAGUUAAAUGGGAAGACAAUGUUUAAAAAGUUUUAUUUGAUGUUUUGUUCUGGUCUCAAAUUAAUCGUGACAUUGAAGCACUUGUGAAAGGAUGCAUUGCUUGUCAGCCCAAACAGCCCAUGCUGGUGAUCUAAUAACCUAUUUUGACGUGGACCAAAAGUUGGACCAAUAUAUUGGCUUGCAUGUGCAAAAAUCCUCACUAUGCCCUGAUUGUGGACUAAUUUUCUUAAUAUCCAGAGGUUGCUUUACUAAUGGACACCACUAGUGUCCAUUCCCAGGGAAUUGGGAAAAUAGUCAUUUAUUUAUUUAGUUAUUUAUUUUGCUUGGCAUGGCAUUUCUGAGGGGGUUUGGACAGAUAAUGGCCCUCAGUUUGGCUUGUUGUGAGUUUCAGAACUUCUCCAAAGUUUAUGGGAUUUCUUCAGAUCACAUCAAGCCACAAAUAUUCUCAGUUGAAUGGUCUCGUUGAAAAUGGAAGUACAAGUUGUAAAGAAAUAACAGGAUUCAGGUACUGGCCCAUCACCGGCUUUGCUGGAUUAUGGAGCAUCUCCUCUGGAACAUGAAAAGCUGAGCUUCUGUUUGAAAGGGUUAUGUGAACAGAGUUGCCCAAUUAUCAGAGGCUGAAGGAAUAACGCAGUACGCUUCUGGAAACAUGUUCAGCACCUCAGGACAUGUUUUAGAUAGAUCAUUUAUUACGGUCAGAGACCAGCUUAUAAAACACACUUGGGGGCACAGUCACAGAAGGAAAACAAACAAUUAAAACAAUGUACAACAAUAAACUACCAGGACAUGUUUUCCACCGGAUUUUGAUGAACACCAGUUCACUUAGAGGAGAAAUAGAUCAACAGAUGAUGCCAUAGCUACAGCCUUUCACCUUGCAAUGAGUCAUCUGGCGAGACCGGGGAAUUAUAUCAAAAUGCUGUUUAUUGAUUAUAGCUUGGCUUUUAAUACCAUCCUUCCGGACAUUCUUAUUAAAAAACUGACGGGCCCGGACCUUUCCCCUACCAUCUGUGAUUGGAUUAAAGACUUUCUGAGGGAUCGUACACAAAUAGUGAGGAUUGGGCCUGUUACAUCUACCUCUCUGAAGCUCAGCACUGGCACCCCACAGGGAAGCGUGCUGAGUCCCUACCUGUACUCGUAUACAUAUGACUGUAUUUCAUCUGAUCCAUCCACUGCAAGUCUUAAGUUUGCAGAUGAUACCACCAUAAUGGGUCUCAUUACAGGUGGAGAUGAAUCAGCCUAUAGGGAGGAGGUUCAAAAAGUCUCCACAUGGUGCCUAGAGAACAACUUGCACCUAAAUAUCAGCAAGACAAAGGAGAUGGUGUUGGACUUUCGGAGGAAGAGAGGGGAACCAGCCCCAUUGUAUAUCGGGGGGGGGGCUGUGUGGAGAGAGUCUCUUCCUUUAAUUUCCUGGGUGUUUACCUUAGUGAGGACCUCACUUGGAAAAUCAAUACAACCCAGGUGGUUAGGAAGGCCCAACAGAGACUCCAUUUCCUCAGGGUCUUUCAAAAGAACAAUUUCAAACAAAAAUUGACGAUCUCCUUCUACCGGGCCACAAUAGAAAGUGGUACGCUGGUUUGACAGCCACAGACAGGGCCUCCCUACAGAGGGCGGUGAAUACAGCACAUGAUAUCAUGGGCUGUUCCCGGAGUUCGCUAGAUGACAUCGUUGGAGACCGCUGCCUCAGGAGAGUGAGGAAAAUUCUUAGGGACGACUCACACCCUGGCUAGCACCUCGUUAAUCUCCUAACGAGGGGGGCAGGAGAUACAGAAGUAUAGUCAGCCGCACCAACAGGUUAAAGAACAGUUUUUAUCCGUGGGCUGCUGAAUGCAAAAAAAAUACAGUGGUGCCCCGCAAGACGAAUGCCUCGCAAGACGAAAAACUCGCUAGAUGAAAGGGUUUUGCGUUUUUUGAGUCGUUCCGCAAGACGAAUUUCCCUAUGGGCUUGCUUCGCAAGACGAAACGUCUUGCGAGUUCUUGCGAGUUUGUUUCCUUUUUCUUAAAGCCGCUAAGCCAUUAAUAGCCGCUAAGCCGCUAAGCCGUUAAUAGCCGCUAAGCCGCUAAUAGCCGUGCUUCGCAAGACGAAAAAACCGCAAGACGAAGAGAUUCGCAGAACGGAUUAAUUUCGUCUUGCGAGGCACCACUGUAGUGGUGCAAUUGACUUCCGACAAGCACACAGAGCGCGAACAAGACUUGAGUGUAUGGGGGGGGGGGGGCUCGUUUAAUUUCACUGCACACAGGUGGUGUAGUGACAAUAAAGGUUUAUUUUAUUUUUAUCUAUUUUAUUUAUUUGGAUAGACUGAAAGGAAAACAAAAGGCAUAUAAUGGCAGAGGCUCAAAAGAACAUAGAGCAAUUGCAGUCAAAUGACCAGGUGCAUAUUUAUGAUUGCUCAGCAAGACCACAAGGGCAAUUAAAGUAGAAGCCCUGCACUGUGUCAGCAUCAAAUGGCCAGCCAUCGAGGAGGGACAGGUGACAUCGAAGAACUUGAACCCUGGGCACAGUAACAAGCUGAUUUUUGGCAACCUCAGCAAUGUGAUGGGGACCUGGAGCUGCAGCCAGUAAAUCACAUACGGGGUGAAGGGUACAAGUUAUCAGAAGAUCUACAAGGCACCACAGAGACAGGAAGAACAAUUCUGAAUAGACUUGGAUGUCAUUUGGUGUGUGUGUGUGUGUGUGUGUGUCAUUUUGUUGUUGUUUUUCUUAUAGAUGCAGUACAUGCUGUUCUGUCGUCUUGUUUUUGUUCUCUUGUAAGCUACAGUUUUAUAUGGUGGGCGUAGGGGUUAUUUAAUGCUAUUUUGAGUAUCGGAAAGUGGGAGAUGUGAGAGGGAACUAGCAGAAGCUGGAAGGUUGAUCAUGAUGAAAGCCUUCUGUGUUAAAAUUGAAGAAAAGAUUGGUUGUUAGCUCACACUAUUUCCCAGCUUUCUUCACUCGUGCAAGGAACAGCACAGUUAUCCGGCCAAACACGUUUUGCAGGUUUUUGAAGCGCUGAAAACCUGCAAAGCCUCUUUGACAUUGGGCAAAUUAGAUGCAUGAGAUAAGCAACCUUGGACUCUAUUGUACUCUGGGCUUCCUUGCAUGGGAGCUUCUUUUGUUUCGUUCUUUUGUUUGUUGGGCCUGAUGCAACACAGCAACAGCAGAUGUGAACUGAUUGCGGUGCAUCUUGUAACCACGCGUCGAUCUCAGGCAAAAGAAGUCCUUAUAAGGAGAGCAACACAGUGGAAAUUUAUGCAACUUUUUGUUUGAUUUGGUUUAUAUGGAGACAUGAGGUGGUGUUGGGCUUUUCUCAAAACUGAGCCAGCCGAACUGUUCCACCACCACCACCCUAGAUGAAUGAAACACCCACACCCUCGCUUUGAGCCUCAUGAUAUGCUGAGCUACAUAACAAUGUGGAAAUCUCAGGCCUGGGGGGAGAAAUGGGGCCAUGCGGUCCUCUCCAUCUGGCCUAUUGGACUCCCCCUUCCCCCUAGACACACCCCAUCACCAGCCCUGCAUUUCACCCUUGUUGGGUGUUUUUGCUUGGCUAGAAUGCGUCCUUGAAAUCUGAUGGUGUUUCUUCCUUGCACACAGAAAGGGCUACUUGUAGAAACCGGCUUACUGUACAGAGGUGAAAAUUUGCAUUCGUUGCUCCACCCACUUUUACCUGUGGCCCCACCCACCAUUGGAAUGUGUUAUCACUUCAAACACCUUUCUUUAAUCUCAUUAUACAUCAUUUCCCAAAAUACCCUCACGUCCACAUAACAAUGUGAAGUGGAUUCAAUGCAUCCCCAUGGGUACAUGGGAUGCAUUGUCAGGCAGCCAACAGAGGUUAGAAAAGCUCUCAGCCAUGUGCUCCUUUGGAUGCCAAAGCAUCCAUCUCCCCAGCUCAAGAACAUCUAAGGACAUGGUCUGAACUGUAAUAAACAAAAAUCUGCCCUUAUUCCCUUAUGGGGGACACAAGAGCCCUUAUAGAGUCCUUUGUAGGUUCUCCAUCGAUCGGAGAAAAUAACAGAGGCCAACCAGAGGAUAUUGAGAAGCGAAGCCGCUAGUAAGCCUGAUCUUUAUUAACGCUGUUGCAACAGGGCGCUCCCCUCACACGCAGGAAAGGAGGAGGACCCAGAACCAAGGUGUGCCUGCCCUUAUAUAGACAUUUUAAAUUCCCUGCCCUGGAGCUCAAGACCACCCCUCCAUACAUCAUACAUACAUCACAGAAGGGGUGUAACCCAAGACCACCCCCCACAAACAUCAUACCUACAUCACAGAAAAGGCGGUCUACAACAGAAAUUUGAAUGUUGUUGUUUUUCCUGUCUGCCAGGUUAUCUGAUAAUGUCUUAUCUGAUUGCCUUUCCUGAGAUGGUGCUUACCCAAUUCCUGAGACAAUGGGAAGGUUCCCUCACCCCCUCCCUCCUUGCAGAGAAAACAUUUGGUCAGUUUGGGAGUCAAAAUGGUUUCAGGGCAGUCUUCCUGGGCUGCUCCAGACAUGUGGUCCACAUAUCCAUGUGUGCGCCUGGCAAGCACAUUUAUGAAUAUAUAUAUAUAUAUAUAUCCUUAAUUUUUUUUUCCAGAACCUUGCUUGACUCCAACUCCUACCAUCUCCAUCUAUCACAGCCAAUGAUGACCAGGGAUGAUGGGAGAUGGAGUCCUAACAAUAUCUGGAGGGGGUAGCACAGGUUCCUCAGUUCUGGUCCAAAGGCACUUUGCUGAAACUAAGCAGGUCUGGGGCUGGUCAAUUCUUUGAAUCAAGGCAAUUCACUUGGGGAAACCCGUGCCUUGAGUUCCAGAGGGUGGAGACACACAGGGGUGUGCAUGAGAUAGAUUAGUACGCUGCCUCUGUGCACCCUCUCUGAAAGUGCAGGUAGUUGAUUACAGUAUUUCCCCCAAUAUAUUUUUGUAGCUGAGGCAGAAACAAGCUAGCUGCAUGCUGUUGGGCUUGCCCUUUCUUCACAGGAAGGGAGGGGUUGUCUUGAGAUAAUCUUGCAGGGUUCAGUGUUCCUUGGUUACCUCUAAGGGGAAGCACAGCCUCUGGAGUUGGCCUAAGACCUGCUUCCACUGCCUCAGAGUGCAUAGCUCCCUUGCUGCAGAACUUUGCCACGGACAGUUGUGACCGGCAGCCAAGUCAGCUUCAAGGUAGGUUUGAGAUCUUUUCCUCAAGUAUCUGUGGAAAUCAAACACUUUAUGCUCCAGGAACGCUUCGGCUAGAAUAGUUCAGGUUGCCGUUUCUUUAUCUUUCGCCACCUCCGAGUCAAAUUGUGAAAGAAUAAGAUUUCACGAACUUUCUUUAUCUCUGAGCAGGCAGCACAGAAUGACUAAUCCGUGUAAUAGAUGGAGUCAUCGCUUGUUUUGAAGGCAUGGUUUUACUCAUAAACAGUGUCUUCUGUAGAAAUGUGUGUUUUUACUCACAAGUUGUAAACAGUGUGUUGCUCAGAAAGGCAAUUAAGUUUUGAAGUGCCAUUGUUUUUCAUAGCUUUGCAGAACUUUCCAGAAUUUAGAUCAGAUUUAGAUUGCAAACAUGUGUCUUACCAGCAUGUAUUUUGCUCGAAUGGUUUGCACACAUAACCUGUCUUGGGAUAGUGCUUUUACGAGCAAGGGAUCCCCAAAUCUUGCUUCAUAAUGAGAAAUUUUAAAGACACAGCAUACCCAGAGGCAAACCUAGGAUCCCUUGUGCUCUCGGCAAGUAGCUGUAUUGGUGCCCCCCCUUAAACCCCCCCCCCCACUUUGCUGCAAUAGCCACAUUAGAAAUUACAAAAUUUUAGGCAACCCAGGUAUUUGAAGUGUCUGCAUUGAGGGUGAUGCAAGAUGGAAGGGUGGAAAAAAAUUGCACGUCUUUGUACAGCGUGCAAGAAGCACAGGAAGAUUCUCCCACAUUUGAUCUCACCACGACAGCAACGUUGUAUAUGCACAUAUUUGCGUCAUGCACGCCAGUCUCAAACCUUCUUGCCAUUUCUCCUACUGCUCAGCUUUCCUACUCAGCUUUUUCUUUUCUUUUUAAAAUACCGUAUUUUUUGCUCUAUAAGACUCACUUUUCCCCUCCUAAAAAGUAAGGGGAAAUGUGUGUGCGUCUUAUGGAGCGAAUGCAGGCUGCGCAGCUAUCACAGAAGUCAGAACAGCAAGAGGGAUUGCUGCUUUCACUGCGCAGUGAUCCCUCUUACUGUUCUGGUUUCUGAGAUUCAGAAUAUUUUUUUCUUGUUUUCCUCCUCCAAAAACUAGGUGCGUCUUGUGGUCUGGUGCGUCUUAUACAGCGAAAAAUACGGUAGUUUUUAUUAAGGAUUUUUUUGUGUUACAAAACAGAUGCAGAGAAAGGUACAUUUAUUGUCUCCACUUCCAAUUCAUAGAGUCUUUUUCACAGCUCAUUUACAUUUAGCGAGAGACACUUUUUUUGUCACAGACGUCUUGCAGUUGCGGAAAAAGAAAGGAAGGGAGAUUGGGAGGUUAUUGUUCUUUCAUUCUCUUGCCUAAAGUCUUAGCGUAGGGGUUUUUUUGGGGGGGGGGUCCCCCGAACCUGCUUGGCUGUGUUCAGUUGAUUGCAGUGUGGCUUGUUUGUAAAGGGGGGGGGGCUAGGUUGUGGGGUCAGGUUAGCCAUAUUGAUUUGUAUGCUGGUGGUGGGGGGGGGGGCGGGGAUCGGUUGUGGCUAUGUAUGUGAUAAAGCAGGCAUAGGCAAACUCGGCCCUCCAGAUGUUUUUGAUGUUUUUAGCCAUCAUCCCUAGCUAACAGGACCAGUGGUCAGGGAUGAUGGGAGUUGUAGUCCUAAAACAUCUGGGGGCCCGUGUUUGCCUAUGCCUGGUGAUAAAGAAAGUGCUUUUUUUCUAAAAAAAAAUGUUUAGGACGUACUCUCAUUUUGACUCCAGAAAAAUUACCAUUUUAUAGUUCAGAUCAGGAAAAAUAACUACAGUAAAAGCGCAAAGAUUCACAAAAUGUUUAGGGGGUAUGUGUACCCCUACGCCCCCCCCCCCCGAAAAAAGCACUGGAUAAAGGGGAACCGUACUGAGGGGAAGGCUUCCAAUUUUGCUUGUCCCCGUGCUAGCUUGUUUGUUGGUCAACUUUUCUAACAGGGCGCUUUCCCAUAGAGCUCUUGUCUAUAAUACUCUCACAGAUAACCGGAGACAGAUUUCUGGGGUGAUUUUUGAACGCACACCCCUCUGGGUCUGCACCCCUGCUGGGGGCUGGUUUCACCAAGCCUUAGGUAUGCCUCUGAAUACACCUCUGUUUCAGGUUAAUAUGCCCAGCCAUCCUGAAGCUGUGGUCACAGUCCAGCUUUUCACGUGGCAGACCUCAUGUGCCAAUGUUAUAAAUGCAGGCUACAGUUCCACUGUUGCGUUAAAAAGUGACGGUGGCACAGAUAUAAGCCUUAUGUGUGAGAGGGUCAUUGGACUCAGCUGUAGAACCAACAUUCAUAGGAAUCUUGGAAGCUUCCUUAUAUCUUGUGGCCACUUUAUUUGUCUGUCCAGCCACCCAACACUUCCAAACAUUGAUUGUUUUUAAAUGUUUCUUACUGAUGUGUUUAAGGGACGCAGGUGACGCUGUGGGUAAAAGCCUCAGCGCCUAGGACUUGCCGAUCGAAAGGUCGGCGGUUCGAAUCCCUGCGGCGGGGUGCGCUCCCGUCGUUCGGUCCCAGUGCCUGCCAACCUAGCAGUUCAAAAGCACCUCCGGGUGCAAGUAGAUAAAUAGGGACCGCUUACCAGCGGGAAGGUAAACGGCGUUCCGUGUGCUGCGCUGGCUCGCCAGAUGCAGCUUGUCACGCUGGCCACGUGACCCAGAAGUGUCUGCGGACAGCGUUGGCCUAUAGAGUGAGAUGAGCGCACAACCCUAGAGUCUGGCAAGACUGGCCCGAAUGGGCAGGGGUACCUUCACCUUUUUACUUACUGAUGUGUUUGGUGCCUUCGGCUCCUUUGGGAGGAAGUGUGGGAUACAUAUAUAUAAAAAUAUCCAGUAUUGUCUACUCCAUGGUACGCGGGUGGCGCUGUCGGUUAAACCACAGAGCCUAGGACUUGCCGAUCAGAAGGUCAGCAGUUCGAAUCCCCGCGACAGGGUGAGCUCCCGUUGCUCGGUCCCUGCUCCUGCCAACCUAGCAGUUCGAAAGCAUGUCAAAAUGCAAGUAGAUAAAUAGGUACCGCUCCGUUGGGAAGGUAAACGGCGUUUCCGUGCGCUGCUCUGGUUCGCCAGAAGCGGCUUAGUCAUGCUGGCCACAUGACCCGGAAGCUGUACGCUGGCUCCCUUGGCCAGUAAAGCGAGAUGAGCGCCUCAACCCCAGAGUCGGCCACUAAUGGACCCAAUGGUCUGGGGCCCCUUUAUCUUUUUAUUGUCUACUCUGAUUGGUGGCAUCUCUCCAGGGACCCCAGGCAGAGGUCUUCCAUAUCACUUGGUAGUGCCCGGAUCCUUUGGAUUCCCAGAGAUCUACAGAUUGAACCUGGGACCUUGUACAACAUGCAUAGCAUAUGCUCAACCACCACGGGACUUAGGCUCCACUCAUGCCCACAAUACUGCCCCCGCCCUUCGCCCAACAGUAAUCCAGCUAUCCUUUUCUGUACAGGAGGAAGAGAACAGCAUCUCCUUCUCCAGUUCCCCUAACAACCCCACUCUGCUUUUUAAUCUUGCUUACCAGGCUAUGCUUCCCACUGGAUGGACUGUGAGACUGUGGCUUCUGUUUAUUCUCCUUACAAUGGUACAUGCAGAGAAGAUGCUGGAUACAGGUAAAGGGGAGAGAUGGGUUUUGCACAUGUGGAGAGGGGGAGAAUGUCAGAGUUUCAACCUUUUAGCUGGCAGUGCAGCAGACCCUCUGAGUGUCCCUGUUUUCCAGGAAAGGUCCUGGAUUUUCAGAAGCCGUCCUGGAUUCUGAUUUGAUCCAAGAAUGUCCCACUUUUCCUUAAGACGUCCCUAUUUUCAUUGGAGAAAUGUUGGAAGGUAUCCUCUGUGUCUUUGGUCCAGAGACUGCAGCUGGUUGCAGCCCCAGUGGUGAGUGGGGCUUCUUCUCAGGCAGAUAUCAUACUAGUGUGAGGGAUCUGUGCUAGCUGCCUGUUAGCCACCGAGCCAGUUUUCAGGCACUGCUACUUGCACACUAAGUAACUCUGGACCAGGUUACCUGAAAAACCAUAUUCACUGCCUGCAAUCAGCUAAUGGAAUCUGGUUGGUUUUGCCAUGGCCUGAUUAUAAUCUACUUGUGGUAACAUGGAGACAGGGCCUUUUCAGUGGUGACACCAGUGUUGUUGAAUGCCUUCCCUGCUGAAAUACAAGAGGCUCUAGCAAAAAUUUUAAGCAAGGGUUCCCCUAAUUUGAACUUGUGGCUUGUUUUUACUGCUUUGAUUGUUAUGCUUUUUAACUGUUUUAUUGUACAUUUUAAUUUGAGAUGUCUUAGGGCUUAACUACACUUACCAUUUGGCCCGCUCAUUCCAGGCACUGGUCCAUGCUUAAAAGCUCUGUGUCUGAGCAGUUUUUUUACUGCUCAAAUGAAGCAAACAUAAAUUCGGGUUUUCAGCUAAUUGCUGUUUGCUCUGAUUGAGCUUUAAAGAACGGGUUUCUGCAGGGAAAGCUCCAAAGAAAAAAGAAAAAGGGGAAAAGGGGGGUGCGAUAGAAAGAGCAGAGGAAAGGUAAGUAUGACUAACCCCCUAAUGUUGUUGAGCAUUUUAAUUGUGGAUUAAUAAUAAUAAUAAUUUUUUAAAAUUUAUAUUCCGCCCUCCCCAGCCGAAGCCGGGCUCAGAGUGGGUAAUUAACUGUAUAGUUAGAAGUCAUUUCGGCAUAAAAGUGGUAUAUAAAUUAAAUAAUAGUAGUAAUCAGAAUUAAUCUCCAUUGUAUUCAAUGGAGCUUACUAGUGCUUAAGUGAGGGAGGGGAUUUCAGCCUUAUUGUCCUGUGCUUAGGGAUUGUCUGACUGCGUGUUCAUGAGGUUUAGCAGCUUCCCAACAAUGGGUUUGGAAGAGGAGAUAGAACCAGACUGGCCAACCAGACUGCCUGGGGACUGUCAGGUGUCUCAGCAGAGGACAGUGGGAGAGAGAGAGAGAGAUUGCAGGCAGAAAUCUGGCAUUAGCCCACCUGUGUUUCCUUUGCAGGUUCAUGCCAGCCUCAUCCCUCCUGCCACGAGUGCAUCCGUUCCCAUCCCAGCUGUGCCUGGUGCAAACAAAUGGUGAGUGUCAUUUUCCUUUUACCUCAGCCUAACUCUAGCAUAUCCUUUGGGGGACCAAGGAAUCAUUUUUCCCAGGGUUGGCACCUCAGAGCUUAAUUUGCUGUUAAUGUGUUUUUGUUUAAAGCGUUGGGUGGGUGGACUGACUACUCAGGACUUGAAACGCCCAAACAUGUGGCUUUUAUUCCUUUAAUACUGACACAAAGGUACUCUGCGCAUGCCCGGCGGCACCCUUUUCUCCAGCCAGCUGGUGGAGGAAAAUUGUAUUUCGGACCACCCCACCACCUGAUAUGUGGCAGCAAGCUUGACCUGCUCACUUGAGCCAACUGAAGCCUGUUGCCACUUUCCUGUCUUGCAACCUCCUCCUCCUUGCUUGAUCCGCAAGCCUUGGUGGGUUGACAGGCAAACAUUUUGGACUCCUGAUUGCACAGGAUAAUUCUCCUGGUCCAAGCAGUUGUGCCCGUUGGCAAAAGAGGCGAAACAUUUCCUUGAAGGUGGCAGCAUCCGGAGGUGGCAAGCUACCAGCCUGGCCUCUGACUCACCCCUUGUCCUUUCACUGUGGUUUCUCUCGCACAGACUUUCUCUUAAACUGUGCAAGAGGAGGUCGUGUACUGAGUCAGCAAGAAUCUAAACCAGCAGCACUCUGGAAAUUUGAGGCUCUUGAAGCCCCUUCUUUAAAGAAGCAGAUGUGAAGGAAUAUAUCCCAUAUAAUGAUAUAAAGAGUGCCUCUGAGCGCGUACAGUGCUGUGUGUGUGUGUAUGUGUACAGAGACUGAGGAGGAGAGAAUUAGGGAGCACAGCUUCCUUCUGGGACAGAUGGUGGUACCUCGGGUUAAGUACUUAAUUCGUUCCGUAGGUCCGUACUUAACCUGAAACUGUUCUUAACCUGAAGCACCACUUUAGCUAACGGGGGCCUCCUGCUGCCGCUGCGCCGCAGGAGCACGAUUUCUGUUCUUAUCCUGAAGCAAAGUUCUUAACCUGAAGCACUAUUUCUGGGUUAGCGGAGUCUGUAACCUGAAGCGUAUGUAACCUGAGGUACCACUGUACUUAACCCAAGGGACCACUGUACGAUGAUACUCUCUGUAACUGACUGUCCUAGCUCACGUUCACGAGGCAGCUGAUGAGGACCAACAUAUCACUUCCUAACAGGAUCAGUGUACGCAUUUUAGCAUAGCACCGCAAGACAACCGUUUCCUGUCCGCCCACAGGGCAGCAGGCCAUAAAACUGUAAUAAUAUCCCUCCGCUGACAUCACCCGUAGCCCUGGCUCUCUCUUAACAUGGCAGGCUUGGUGAGUCUCAUCUGGGGAGGGGGAAAGACCUCACCUUGUCUCAGGAAAUCUUUCCCAGAACCCUCUUUGCUGAAAUGAUAAAGGCCCAAUGCCCUUCCACCCUCCUACCCUGUAGAGCUGGCCCCCACACCCAGUACCACCCCCUCAAAAAAACCCAAACACCAAAACCACACUUCCUUGAAAAUAACUAUUACUCUCACUACCCACUGUUCAUCCUCCCAGUGCCGGAAAGCCAACCAGGUGCCCUGCUAGCCAUGAGGGAAAGAGUCGCUCACCACAUCCUGCCCAGAUGUUUGCGUUCAGGCUGAGGCUUAAUUUUUAUGAAUUGUACAUGUGCGCACAUGCCUUGCCACUUUCGUUACUGUAAAUUGCCUUGUGAGUUUUUAACAGCGGCGGCGCACUGAGGGUGGUGAGAGAGAGAGAGAUCCUUUGAUCAGACGUAGAUUUAAAACCAUUAUAAUUGGUUUAAUGAUAAACCCUCUCCUGGAUCUCUCAGGCCUUUCUGAUCUUAACGGUUUUGUUUCUAAAAGGAACCAGUUUCCUAAAAGAAAGGUAGGCAUAGGACUAACUUUGCUGCACAUGCUGCACAUUUGGGCAUGUGUUGUUGUUGUUUAGUCAUGUCCAACUCUUCGUGACCCCAUGGACCAGAGCACGCCAGGCACUCCUGUCCUCCACUGCCUCCCGCAGUUUGGUCAAACUCAUGCUGGUAGCUUCGAGAACACUGUCCAACCAUCUCGUCCUCUGUCGUCCCCUUCUCCUUGUGCCCUCCAUCUUUCCCAACAUCAGGGUCUUUUCCAGGGAGUCUUCUCUUCUCAUGAGGUGGCCAAAGUAUGGGAGCCUCAGCUUCAGGAUCUGUCCUUCCAGUGAGCACUCAGGGCUGAUUUCCUCCAGAAUGGAGAGGUUUGAUCUUCUUGCAGUCCAUGGGACUCUCAAGAGUCUCCUCCAGCACCAUAAUUCAAAAGCAUCAAUUCUUCGGCGAUCAGCCUUCUUUAUGGUCCAGCUUUCACUUCCAUACAUCACUACUGGGAAUUUGGCCAUGUAUGCAUCAGUAAAAAAGGAGAGAAUGCCUCACUCUGCCCACCCCAUACAAGAUGCAGAUUUGCAUAGCAUUUGCAUAUACUAAGUUCAUGCAAAUUAUGGAAUAAUUACUGUAAUUUUAAAAGGAAUAUGCCACAUCUCACUGGGUGGGUGUUGCCACAAGGUGGCUCCUGUUUCUGCCCAGGCUGCUGUUUAGGGUGCUGCUAACUAUUGAUGGCCUAACUUCAAGGCCUCCCUGUCCUCUUUCUUCUUACGGUUCUUUAUCUUUAUCUUGGGCCACAACUUUGUAAGCUUCUAUUGUGUUACCUCUUACUCCAAUCAGGUAAAGGGGACCAUUAGGUCCAGUCGUGGCCGACUCUGGGGUUGUGUGCGCUCAUCUCGCUUUAUUGGCCGAGGGAGCCGGCGUACAGCUUCAUGGUCAUGUGGCCAGCAUGACUAAGUCGCUUCUGGCGAACCAGAGCAGCGCACGGAAACGCUGUUUACCUUCCCACCAGAGUGGUACCUAUUUAUCUACUUGCACUUUGAAGUGCUUUCGAACUGCUAGGUUGGCAGGAGCAGGGACCGAGCAACGGGGCUCACCCCGUCACAGGGAUUCGAACCACCGACCUUCUGAUCAGCAAGUCCUAGGCUCUGUGGUUGAACCCACAGCGCCACCCGCGUCCCAUAAACCUCCAAUAAACACCCCUAAAUGCUACAACUUUUCCUCAUGGAGAUGCCAGACCCACCUGAUCAUUUUGCUUGCCCUUUUCUGAAGCUUUCCCUGUUUGAAGUGGGGCUGCCAGUACUGUACACACUGUUCCAUCUUCUUCCUUGUCGCUGCUUGCAUGAGUAGAGAGGGCAGGUGAGCAGAACAAUGACUGCAGGAAGGAGGAGGACGACGACUAUCAGGACCAGCAGGCUCUGAGGGGUGGGCAUUGCGCCCACUAGAAGGGGCGUGAGCCUGGGCAGCUGCCGGAAUGGUGACCCUGAUAGCCUGAGACGUGCUUUGCACUUUCUGUCUUAUGGUGUGUGUGGAAAAGAGACUGAUCUCAGCACCCCAUAGGAUAGGUAGGGGGGUAAAUCGUUUAUCUGGCUGCAACAGCAAUUCAAAGACAAAGCAGCAUUCGGGCCUGCAGUUUUUUCACCUAUAAAACAGGAAACCACUGCCGCUCAACUGAUAAGGCGAUGGCGGCUGCCUUUCUGCAUGUUUGGUCAAUUUUGGUAGUGGGUUGGGAGAAGAGUAGAGGGGGGAAGGGGUCCAGGCGUUGUUGCUUUUACUGCAGAGGAGCUCCUCCAGUGCCACACGAGACAAUGGUGGUUCCUUCAUUGCCAUGUGCUUCUAAGCAGGUGGACGACGGCUGAUGACGACUGUGAUAAAAGUGUGAUUCUGUAGUUUGCAUAUCGAGUACAGUAAUAUAGGGAGAUCCCCAAUGGGGGGGGGGCACCACCACGGCUUUCACAGCAGGUGGGGCCAUCCACUAUGAGGCAUUUGCCAUUCCUGUACCAACCAAACUAACCUCUGAGAGAGGUUACUUUGAUAGCCAGUGUCGUGUAGUGGUUAAGAGCAGUAGACUCGUAAUCUGGUGAACUGGGUUCGCGUCUCCGCUCCUCCACAUGCAGCUGCUGGGUGACCUUGGGCCAGUCACACUUCUCUGAAGUCUCUCAGCCUCACUCACCUCACAGAGUGUUUGUUGUGGGGGAGGAAGGGAAAGGAGAAUGUUAGCCGCUUUGAGACUUCUUCAGGUAGUGAUAAAGCGGGAUAUCAAAUCCAAACUCUUCUUUUCUUCUCUGCCGUCAAGCUCUAAUAAGCUACAUUGGGCAAAGGCUGAAAGAGCAAGCAUUUGGCAGUACUCGAUUUCAAGUGCUGUCAGGCUGUUAAAACUGCCAUUGAUCCUGAACAACAGAAGUAGAUGGUUUUCUGGAUGCAUCUUUUUUAAAUUAUUAUUAAAGAUUUUCUUGAUUUACAGAAGUAUGUGUAAUGUCUCUCUUGUAUUUUUUCCAUGUAACAUUUUUACAAAUCAGUUUCAUUUGUUGAGACAUUAGGAAGAAAAGGGAGAGAGGGGUGAAGAUGGGGUGGGGUGGGGGGCGAUGUUUCUAUUUUGCUUAAUGUAUGUGGGGUUUGGUGUCAGCGUUGCUCGUGUAGGUUCUCUGCUGUUCAUUUGUGUUUCGUUGGUGGUGAGAGAGGUUGGGGUUGGCCUAGGGUGUGGUUGUUUGUGAUUGGCUGUGGUGGUCUUUGUUUUCAUGUGUGAGUGGGGUGGGUGGGUGUUUUGGAUCAGGUUAGCCAUAUUGAUUUGUAUGCUGUUGGUGGAUAAUUGUCAUUGUCUUGUUGGGCUGUGUAUGUGAUAAAGGGGCGCCAUACCGGGGUAAAGGUGUCUUCUUCUGUUUGUCCCCGUGUCAGUUUCAGUUUAUUGGUUAAUUUUUCUAGUAAGGCUGUUUCCCAUACUAUUUGGUACCACUGGUUCUGGACGGAUCUUCUGAAAUGGUACUAACAGCAGUUUCAAAGGGAGAGUGAAGAUGAACAAAUCCCUUGCAAGCUAGUUGCAGCAAGUCUCGGAGGGUUAAGAAGUUACAGAUUCCGACCCAGGUUUCACUAGUUCCUUGAUCACUCUGAGGAGCCAUGCUGGAUGCAGUGGUGGCUGAGAAGUCAUUUUUCUUUGCCACCACCGCAUUUUAGCCACCGCCAUGUGCUCCAGCCUGUGUUUGGCUGGCUUCGUUAAAAGAUUUGUGAUAUGCUCCAGCUGUCGCCCAGCCUGCUUCAUUGUCUGAAGUUCACUGGAAAACCCUGAGCUCUACAGCGUCAGAGGAGUGAUCCCAUUGAUUUUCUUGCUAUUCCAUAGUAAGAUUAGGUCCUUGGCAGGAGCAUCAGUCUUGCUGUCCAGAAAAUCCCCAUGGCAUUCAGGAAUCCCUCGGAUACCAUAAGUCUGCCAGGGAAUGGGAUAACAGAUUGGUCCCCCAGCACCCCUACGGGUCAAACCUCCCCGGGAAAUGGUCCAGCCAUGACAAAGGUGUAAGUAUGCCACUCACAGCCAUAGAACAAAAACCAAUUUACUGAGACAUUGCUACGAAUGUAUAAGUGAAUUUUAAAAACGAAAACCAUACUUUUUUGAAAGUUUUGGGAAUGAGGAACCUGUGACCUUCCAGAUCUUGCUAGACUACAGUUCCCAUCACCCCUCACCAUUGGCUAUGUUGACUGAGAUUCGGCAACUUUUUGGAGGGCCAUAGUUGCCCCAUUCUUCUUUUAGAUUACUGUAUUUUUCGCUCUAUAAAACACACUUUUCCCCUCCUAAAAAGUAAGGGGAAAUGUGUGUGCAUCUUAUGGAGCGAAUGCUGUUCUGGCUUCUGGGAUAGCUGCGCAGCCUCUUCGGGGCAGGGGGAACCUUCAUCCCGCUGCCAUGAAGAGGCUGCGCAGCUAUCCCAGAAGCCAGAAGAGCAAGAGGGAUCGGUGCGCACCGAUCCCUCUUGCUCUUCUGGCUUCGGGAAUAGCCAUGCAAAGCCUCUUGAGCAAAGAGGGAGCGCUCCUUUCUCUUCGCUCAAGAGGCUUUGCAUUGCUUUCUUGUUUCUUGUUUUCCUCCUCUAAAAACUAGGUGCAUCUUAUGGUCAGGUGCAUCUUAUAGAGCGAAAAAUACGGUAUGUGCUGGACUGCCAACUCCCAUCAGCCCCAGUCAACAUGUUCGAUGGUCAGGAAUGAGUUGCCCUGCGUUCCAUGCAUUUUUGCAGCCAUUUGGAGAAAGUCAUCUUUGCUCCAAUGCCUGUUCCCAUAUGUUAUUUCUCACCUGCCCCUCCGAAAGGAGGAUGUAUGUUCACGGAAGCAAUGCUGGAAACUUGUCCGCUUCCCAUUCCCCCCCCCUCCCUCCAGGAUUUUGUGCAAGCGGGUGAGUCGGACAUGGAGCGCUGUGCCCCUCGGGUGGAGCUGGAGCGUCGUGGCUGCCUCCCCAGUGAAAUAAUGGAUCCACACAGCGGGCAGCGUGUGCUGGAGGACAGGCCCCUGAGCAACAGCACCCAGCGCCAGAGCUUCACUCAGCUUGCCCCACAGAGAAUUGCUCUUCAGCUUCGGCCUGGUAGGUCCUCUCUCCAGCCUGCCUUUUGCCAGUUUGGGUUGUGUUGGGGUGGGUGGGAGAUAGUGAUGUCAAAUUCUCGAGAAUAAUAUUCUCGAGAAUAUUCUCAAUCAAUGAGAAUAUUAGAGAAUUUUCAUUUAAAAUAGGAGAAUAUUCAUUUUCAUGCAUUGAAAAUGAUAUAAUUUUAAUGCAUUGAAAAUGAUAUAAUUUUAAUGCAUUGAAAAUGAUAUAAUUUUAAUGCACUGAAAAUGAUAUAAUUUUAAUGCAUUGAAAAUGAUAUAAUUAGUUAAUAUACAUGUUUGUUCAUGGGUUAACUUGUUCAGAUGGCAACCAAAAAUUGUACAGAUUCUUUUACUCAAUGGGGCAGUGCAGUGAAUUCACAUUCUUAGAUUUUUUUUUUUUGCACCAAACUUGAAAUUGAAAAUCCAACGUGAAUGACUCACUUUAAUCACUGAGCCUGCCACUAUCCGUAUAUUUACCAUCAACUUUGAAUUCGAAUUAUGUUGUGUAUGUAUGAAAUGUAGCUUUUAAAGAAAAAGGAAUAUAAAAAUGUUCAUCAAAUUAAAUGAAUAGCAUUUUUAAAACCUGGGGGGGGGGGGAAUGUUUUCUGUAGCUUACAUUUCAGAACUGCCGAUGGUGAAUGACACAAUGCCCAGUAAUGUAACUGGAUCAAAAAAAUAAUUAUUCAUUACUUACACUGGCAACAUCACAGCUUGACUUAUAAUUUACUCAAUUUUUAAAAUGUGGGUUGUAAAACUAGUUAUUACAUUAGAAUUUGCAGUUUGUAGAGAAUGUUCUCUGGAUAAUUUUCUAGCAGAGAAUAUUCUCAUUCUCAAUAAUAUUCUGGGAGAGAUGGCUGUUUGGCAGGGAUGCUUCAGGGAGAAGCACUGUCUUCCUCCUCUCUCCUUCUGUGAAAUCUGCACUUGCUCCCUGUCUUGGGUCAGCAUCCAAAGGCAGAGCAAUGGCCAGCUUCGAUUAAACUUCUCCUGACCUCUCUCCUUCACCGAUACGAUGUAUGUGGAAGAAAUAAAGAAUCGUGAAUCCACACAGCUUUCUCCAGCCUUCCUUUUGCCAGUUCGGGUUGUGUAUCCCUCAGUUGUUUCCUGCGACUCGAAAUGGCAUUAGGGCCACCAGCACAACAGUUAAUAGGCAAACCUUCAGCAAUUUGUGUUAUUGAUGUGAGUUGGAUAUAAUCUUUAUGCGAGGCACUCAUCAUUUAUUAUUAUUAAUUACCCACACUUCACCGUAAGGUCCCAGGACAGGUUAAAACAAUUCAAACACAAUAUUGAAAACAGUUUAAAACAAUAUAGCAGUUGUAGUCUCCCAAAACGAUGUUUAUUUUUUCCUGUCCAUUGCAUAUCUGCGGCUUCGUACGCACCAUAGCAUUAAAGCACAUUUGAAACACAUUCUUUCUCUCAGAGAAUUCUGGGCACUAUAGUUUACACGUCACAGAGUUACAAUUGCAAGUGACCCUUUACAAACUACAAUGCCCAGAAUCCUUUGAGGGAAAGAAUGGGCUUUGAAUGGGCUUUGGAUAUAAGAAGGACAUGCCCAUUCAUUAUUGCAUGUAUGUUGCUGGUGGUGAUCAUGCUGUUAGGAAUUACUUGGAACACUGUAGUCCUUCCACUUUUUUGGAAGUGAGUUCAUGGUUUGGACAUGUCCAAACCAUGAUCUGAUGUGGGAAUUGUAAAUUACAUUUCUAUUUAUUUAAAAGACUUUAAUCAUACUGGAUUUCAGGGUGAUAAAGGUAAAGGGACCCCUGACCAUUAGGUCCAGUCGUUACCGACUCUGGGGUUGCGGUGCUCAUCUCGCUUUAUUGGCCAAGGGAGCUGGCAUACAGCUUCCGGGUCAUGUGGCCAGCAUGACUAAGCCGCUUCUGGUGAACCAGAGCAGCGCACGGAAACACUGUUUACCUUCCCGCCAGAGCGGUACCUAUUUAUCUACUUGCACUUUGACGUGCUUUCGAACUGCUAGGUUGGCAGGAGCAGGGACCAAGCAACGGGAGCUCACCCUGUCGCGGGGAUUCGAACCGCCGACCUUCUGAUCAGCAAGUCCUAGGCUCUGUGGUUUAACCCACAGCGCCACCCACGUCCCUCGUGUAUCAGGGUGAUACACAGCAUAAAAUAAACACUGCCAGGGGGAGAGGGCGCUGAGGGAGAGGAAGCAAGCAAAUGGCUCAUAAUAGGCUAAAACCUCUCCAAUUAAAUUGGUAAAAAAAUCCAUUUAAAAUCUGGCUGAAGAAAAAUGUUUUGCCUAGUAUCUAAAAGAUUGUGGUGCUGGCACGAGGGAGACACUUGCUUCUGUUAAUAGCUUGCGUACAUCUCUGACGGAAGAGGUACAUUGAGAACGGCCUUGGCCUGGUGAUCUGAAAACAGGGUCGGAGGGACCCUGUGGCCUUCUGGGUGUUGCUGUUGGACUCCUGCCCCCAUCAGCCCCAGACAGCCCAUGAUGAUGGAUGUCAAGAGUUGUAACCUAACAACCACUGGGGACUCCCCAGGUUCCCAGUCCCUGGCUAAAAUGAGACUCAGCACUCCUUCACAACAUUGGAAAGCAUAUGGACGGUAUCUUGGUAGCACUGAGGAUUUGAGUCCCUCUUCCUUCCUACUCUGUGCAUACAGGAGAGGAACAGAGGGUCACGGUGCGCUUCAGACGGGCUGAAGGUUACCCCGUGGACCUGUACUAUCUCAUGGACCUGUCGUACUCCAUGAAGGACGACCUGGAGAACAUCAAGCGGUUGGGGAACCAUCUGCUAGCUGCCCUACGUGACGUCACCACUUCAGUGAAGAUUGGUAUGCUGUGGUGAUGGUGGUGAUGGUGGCAGUUGCAGGGCUGGGAGGUGGGUUAGGCUGAGAGAUAGCAAUCAGUUUGGAUAUCCUAAAAAACCCCAAGGAAAAUCUUUCUGUAUGCCACCACAGCUGCGAGGGUUAUAAUAGCUACACAUUGGAAAAGCAGAUAUAUACCCACCACAUCUGAUUGGAUACAAAAGCUAACAGAGUAAGCAGAGUUAGACUACUUAUCAGAAAGAAUCAAAGAUAAACCCCAAAAGGAGUUUGUCUCAAAUUGGAACUGUUUUAAGGAACACUUGAAGAGUAAUUGCUGCAGUCUGAAAACGGUGACGGCCUUUGAGUACCGUAUUUUCCGGCGUAUAAGACGACUGAGCGUAUAAGACGACCCCCCAACUUUUCCAGUUAAAAUAUAGAGUUUGAGAUAUACUCGCUGUAUAAGACUACCCCUCUUCCAACACACACCAAAUAAAAAUUAAAAAAACCAGUCUCCAGUCCGGCUCAGAAAUCCGCUCCACUUCCCAGUGGCCGGGGGCUUCUGGGGCCAAUUUUCAAGCGUAUUUCUGCUUCAUCUAGAGAGCUUGGUGUCCUCUCAUUUAAUUUGCUGUCGUUUUAUCCUUUGUUGGGGAGUUGCUGCAGGAGCUGCUGCUGUAGCCGGCGUAUAAGACUACCCCCAACUUUUGAGAAGAUUUUCCUGGGUUAAAAAGUAGUCUUAUACGCCAGAAAAUACAGUAGUUUUUGUGGAUAACAAUUUUAGAAGGAAAAUUGAUACGUAAGAAAAUAUUAUAAAUAAAAAGAUAAUGGAUAAAUAUAGGCAAUAGGUUUAUUAGUACAAAACGGAAGAGACGGGAAGUCACUUAUUUAUGAGGAAUAUUAUGAUUUCAAAAUUACAUCUUUUUUCUUCUUCUUUAUGUACAGUAAUGCUUGCCGAUCUAUAAUAAUAAUUAUGAACAUACUUUGAAAACACGAAUAUGUAUAAUUGUAAGAUGUAAAGUUAUGAUGCAGAGCUGUACUUGUGAGUAAUAAAGGAAAACUACCGUAAUUUUAAAAGAGAGAGAUAUGGCGAUCGGCCCAUCAUGGCCCGAGUGGUGGCUCUGAACCUUCCCAAGUCCUAUUUCCGACCCUCUUUGACACCGCAUGGGCUUUCAAACACACUGUUAGAUGACGGGAAACAGCAGGAUUUCUUUGUUGCAGGGUUUGGCUCCUUUGUUGACAAGACGGUGCUGCCCUAUGUGAACACAGCACCCUCCAAAUGGCAACACCCCUGCCCUCACUUAAACGAGACCUGUCAGUCGGCGUUCAGCUACCAGCACGUGCUGACGCUCACAGACAACGCCAGCGAGUUCGAAAGCAGGGUCAGCCAGCAGCGUAUAUCUGGGAACAUGGACCCGGCUGAAGGGGGCUUUGACGCUAUCAUGCAGGCAGUCACUUGCAAGGUGAGAUGGCUUUAUGUGCAUGGCUGAUAGAGGAGGUGCGUGGCUGAGAAGGGAACGUAGGCCCUGACGACAAUAAGGCAGGCACAGGAGCAUGUGUUUGUGCGCAUGCAGACACAUAUGUGAACCCAAGCAUGUGCAAACCCUAAACUAUGCUAAUCUUCCUAUUGUACAGUGGUACCUCGGGUUAAGUACUUAAUUCGUUCCGGAGAUCCGUACUUAACCUGGAACUGUUCUUAACCUGAAGCACCACUUUAGCUAAUGGGGCCUCCCACUGCUGCCGCGCUGCUGGAGCACGAUUUCUGUUCUCAUCCUGAAGCAAAGUUCUUAACCUGAACCACUAUUUCUGGGUUAGCGGAGUCUGUAACCUGAAGCGUAUGUAACCUGAGGUACCACUGUAUAUAGUUGUGAGGUACGGGAUAAUACAUUCAGGGCGUUCCCAGACAGUCAUUGUUUUCAUUAUUAGUUCACAGUUCCCAACUAAAGCUGACCAGGAGGUCUUGCACAACAAAAAGUUCAGACUUUCUGCAAAAAGGAAAGUCGUGGAGAAAUGCAGUGGAAAGUGUGAGGCAACACUUGCUUUGACGCAACAUCUUCUAGCCUCCCUGUAAACAAAUCAGAAUAAAUGCUGAAGAAACAGGUCAUCUGGAACUGCCUGAAUGUUCAAAUUGUGCACUGUCUGCUCUGGGCAAAUGAGAACAGUACAAAGGAACAGCCCAUAGCAAUGAAGAUUUCAUACAGGGUUGGUCCACCUGAAAAUUUCAUCUCAGGCUCAACUUCCAGGUCAGGGGAUGCUGAAUUACCUACUGAUCAAUACUAUUGGGUUUCCUAACCUGGAAGCUCUACUGGUUUUGUUCCAGUCAUUAGCAGCACUUAACAGUAUUUGACAGCUGACUUGCAAUAGGUGGUUGUGUCCGACAAUUGCCAUAUAAUUUAAAUUUCAUGAAUUUAAUCCUAAAUUGUUCAGCUUAGUGGCGGGAAAUCUCUAAAUGUUGUCAGAAUCCAACCCUCAUCUUUCCCAGCCAGCAUGGUCAGUUGUCAGGGAUGAUGGAAGUUGGGAGUCUAGCAACAUAGGGAAUGCAACAAAGCUUAGCCACUUUGGUUUGGCCAAUAAAAAGAAGCCAAUUUCAAAAUUUGAAAUCCAAAAACUGAAGACAAAUGUCACUGGCAAAAUCCUGAAUGUUGAAAUCUGUAAAUGCUGUAGAUCUUGAAGUUUUGGUUCUGCUAACCUGGUACCUAAAGAUGCUAUGUUCUCGUGUAACCCUUUGCGCCCAUGUAAGGUAAAGGUAAAGGGACCAAUAGGUCCAGCAUGAGUUUGAUCAAACUGUGGGAGGCAGUGGAAGAUAGGAGUACCUGGCGUGCUCUGGUCCAUGGGGUCAUAAAGAGUCGGACACGACUAAACAACAACCACCAUUAGGUCCAGUCGUGGCCGGCUCUGGGGUUGCGGCACUCAUCUCGUUUUAUUGGCCAAGGGAGCCGGCAUACAGCUUCCGGGACAUGUGGCCAACAUGACUAAGCCACUUCUGGCGAACCAGAGCAGCGCACGGAAACGCCGUUUACCUUCCUGCUGGAGCGGUACCUAUUUAUCUACUUGCACUUUGACGUGCUUUCAAACUGCUAGGUUGGCCGGAGCUGGGACCGAGCAACGGGAGCUCACCCCGGCGCGGGGAUUCGAACCGCCAACCUUCUGAUCGGCAAGUCCUAGGCUCUGUGGUUUAACCCACAGCGCCACCCGCGUCUCUUGCCCAUGUACAGAUUACCAAAAGCAGAAAAUACUGGGCUAACUGUGGAGGAAGGCUUGCAUGUUGGAACUGCAGUGUAACUUCCCUCUCUUCUUCCAGGAGCAGAUUGGCUGGCGUAAUGUGACGAAGCUCUUGGUCUUCACUUCGGAUGGCACAUUCCACAUGGCAGGAGAUGGGAAGCUGGGUGGGGUCUACAUGCCCAACGAUGGCCGCUGCCACUUGGAUGCCAGAGGGCUAUAUACGAAAAGCCACCUAUACGUAGGUCUCUCACGGUCCUCUUGAAAAACAAAGUUAGGCAGGGAGAGAGAUUGCCUCGGGAGACAAAAGAAAACAACAAGUUGGGUGAUGUUUAUAUUAGGAUCAACCCCCAAACCACAAAAAAAUGUGGCCAGUUUUUUGAGUUCUGUAGAACUCUUCAUCAGUUAAGAAGUUACACAAGUGAAAGUCAACUGGAUAGCUCAGUUGGUUAGAGCGUGGUGCUGAUAACACCAAGGCUGCAGGUUCGAGCCCCAUAAGGGACAGCUGCAUUGCAGGGGGUUGGACUAGAUGACCGUACGGGUCCCUUCCAACUCUGUGAGUCUAUGGGAAACAGAAAGGUCAGGCCGCACCCAGGUCCUGGUGGUUAUGAUUUUGAGAUGCACACAAGCAGUAUUGGAACUGAAAACGAAAUUUGAGAUAAUGACUCAGUGCAGUUGUAUCACUUUCCUGGCUACUUAAUGUUGGUUAGGUGGUUUGUGGGUUUCUCCUCUGUUUCUUUCCCCCUUGAUCUUGCGUGCACCUCUCCACUUCCUCCCUUCUUCUCACCCAAGCACCCACCCUCCUAACACUGUGGUUGGCAUUGCAAGCGCAACAGCACCUCCCUAAUCGCAGUAUUAUGCGUGCUCACUUUUACUGAUGGUUGUAGUGGUUUUGCCACUACAUGUGAUCAUAACCAGGCUUGGCUCUGAAUGAGACCAGCUGGAAGAGAGAAGGGAAGGGAUUGUGAGGCCAAUGGGGAAGGAGGAGGUGUGUGUGAACCUGUUUCUGAUUGGCUACCUGUGGGGUGCCCCACAUUCCCCAAACAGUGCUAGCCAAUGAAGUGCAGAGAAUCAUGAUGCUGCAGAAGAGUUAACUCCCACUACAGAAGGAGAGCUAGACGUUAAGAGCCAUUUUUGGUGGCAGGUGUGUUAUGUAACAUCACAUCUCGUGUGGACAUUGGGAGUGAAUGCUGUGGAACAAUUCCAAGAUGGCUUAUUCAGCACGAAGAAUAGUCUUGUGAAUGCCCUGUUUUGUGUGCUUUGAAUAAAGUUGGCAGCUAGUGAUUUAGAGUAGGGAGGGAUGGCUUCUGUUCCUACUACUACUACUACUACUACUACUACUACUAUUAUAUAAAUAAUUUAUUAUUUAUACCCCGCCUAUCUGGCAGGGUUUCCCCAACCACUCUGGGUGGCUACCAAACAUCAAACAUUAAGAACUUCCCUAAACAGGGUCGCCUUCAGAUGUCUUCUAAAAGUCAGGUACAGUGGUACCUCGGGUUACAUAUGCUUCAGGUUACAGACACUUCAGGUUACAGACUCCACAAACUCAGAAAUAGUACCUCGGGUUAAGAACUUUGCUUCAGGAUGAGAACAGAAAUUGUGCUCCGGCGGCGCGGUGGCAGCAGGAGGCCCCAUUAGCUCAAGUGGUGCUUCAGGUUAAGAACAGUUUCAGGUUAAGAAUGGACCUCCAGAACAAAUUAAGUACUUAACCCGAGGUACCACUGUAGUUGUUUAUUUCCUUGACAUCUCAUGGGAGGGCGUUCCACAGGGCGGGUGCCACCACCAAGAAGGCCCUCUGCCUGAUUCCCUGUAACCUCACUUCUCGCAGUGAGGGAACUGCCAGAAGGCCCUCGGAGCUGGACCUCAGUGUCCGGGCUGAACAAUGGGGCUGUAGAUACUCCUUCAGGUAUAGUGGGCCGAGCCCAUAUAGAAACUGCCCCAUGGUUAGUUAGCCCCAUUGCUUGGCUCAGGCUCUCCAAGGCCUACCAUCAAAGGCCCUUUCAACUGGAGGUGCCAAGGGCUGGAUCUGGGACUUUCAGCCUGCAAAGCAGGAGCCAGGAGCAAGGAGCCAUUAGAGACAGAAUCUGGUGUUCUUAGCAGCACAGGAAACCCAAAAUUUAGCUGAAAUGGGCCUAAAUUCAGUGGCAGAAGGUCUCGGGCUCACUCCCUGACAUCUCCAGGUAGGGCUUAUCUGAACCCAGAGAGCUGCUGCCAGUCAGUUUAGACACUCCUGAGCUGGACAGAUCAACAGACCCUACCUGCCCACAGUCUCGCCAGAGUGGUGCAUGCUCUAGUUAUCUCUUACUUGGACUACUGCAAUGCGCUCUACGUGGGGCUACCUUUGAAGGUGACCCAGAAACUACAACUAAUCCAGAAUGCGGCAGCUAGACUGGUGACUGGGAGCGGCCGCUGAGACCAUAUAACACCGAUCUUGAAGACCUACACUGGCUCCCAGUAUGUUUCCGGGCCCAAUUCAAAGUGUUGGUGUUGACCUUUAAAGCCCUAAACAGCCUUGGUCCAGUAUACCUGAAGGAGCGUCUCCACCUCCAUCGUUCUGCCCGGACACUGAGGUCCAGUGCCGAGGGCCUUCUGGCGGUUCCCUCGCUGCGAGAAGCCAAGUUACAGGGAACCAGGCAGAGGGCCUUCUCGGUAGUGGCACCCGCCCUGUGGAACGCCCUCCCACCAGAUGUCAAAGAGAAAAAUAACUACCAAACUUUUAGAAGACAUCUGAAGGCAGCCCUGUUUAGCGAAGCUUUUAAUGUUUAAUAGGUUACUGUAUUUUAGUGUUUUGUUGGAAGCCGCCCAGAGUGGCUGGGGAAACCCAGCCAGAUGGGCGGGGUAUAAAUUAUAUUAGUAGUAGUAGUAGUAGUAAUAGUAGUAGUAGUAGUAGUAGUAGUAGUAGUAAACAGUCUGACUCUGUACAAGAUCUCAUCCAGUGUCCCAACAGCCUGAAAGUCAAGAUCUUGGCUUAAAACAUUCAAAGUGGCUGACGACAUAAAUUCAUACAAUGUAUUUUUCAGCAUUAAUACCAAGGUUUAUGGAAUCUGUGGCCCUCCAGGUGUUACUGAACUCUCAACUCCCAUUGGUCCCAGCCAGCAUGACCACUCUUGGGAGCUAGGAGUUGUAGUCCACCUGACAUCUGAUGGGGCACAGGUUAGCCACUCUUGGUUUAGAUCUUUUUUAUCUGAAGUGCAGAGAGUCAAGGCUUCCAGAUUCUAACCCCCACCUCCGGCAAGAGAGGUAAAUGUAGAGUGGGGGAAGAGAGGAAAAUCUAAGCGGAGACUUCUUUGAACGUGACCCCAUUCUCUUGUCUCUUUGCAGGACUACCCCUCAGUUGCGCACUUGGCUGAGGUGCUGUCUGAAUCUAACAUCCAGGCCAUAUUUGCUGUGACUGGGCCCAGGCUUUCUAUGUAUGAGGUGAGUGCUGAACCGGAAGGCAGAGGAGUAGGGGAAACCUGAGGGGUGUUUGUGUGUCGCUCACUCUGACUUUUCCCUUUCCCCUCAGGAACUGAGCAGGCUCAUUCCCAAGUCUGUGGUUGGGGAACUGAUGGAGGAUUCCAGCAACGUGGUGCAGCUCAUCGCAGAUGCCUACAGUGUAAGGCUGAGUAUGGGUAGCAAGGGGCAGAGCCCCCUGGGGAGGGCAAAAAAGGCCCACAGGAGCCCCCUGGAAUAGAGCCAAGCCCGAAGGGGGAAUGGACAUUCUGUGUCCAUUGAGAGCCAGUGUGGUGUAGUGGUUAAGAGCGGUAGUCUCGUAAUCUGGGGAACCGGGUUCGCGUCUCCGCUCCUCCACUUGCAGCUGCUGGGUGACCUUGGGCCAGUCACACUUCUUUGAAGUCUCUCAGCCCCACUCACCUCACAGAGUGUUUGUUGUGGGGGAGGAAGGGAAAGGAGAAUGUUCGCCACUUUGAGACUCCUUAAAGGGAGUGAAAGGCGGGAUAUCAAAUCCAAACUCUUCUUCUCCUUACCGUAUUUUUCGCCCCAUUAGACGCACCUAGUUUUUAGAGGAGGAAAACAAGGAAAAAAAAUAUUCUGAACGAAACACUGGAUGUAUGAUUUUUGUGGAGCAGGCUGUAGCCAUGGACAUGCUAUGUGAUCUGAUGGUGAAUUUGGGGUGACCCAGUGCAAAAAUCCUGAGGAUCCAUGGGCUUUUACCUCCCCCCUCCCAGGCAGCCUCCUUUAUCUCUAGUGUCCCUUAUCUCCCUCCCCGAUCGCUUGCCGAUCAGCUGCUUCCUUUCAACACCCACUUCCCUCUUUCAAAAAAGAAAGAAAGCAUGAUCUGCUUUUCACCCCUGGGCAAUUCGGCUCCAGGGACCACGCAUUCACUCCAUAAGACGCACAGACAUUUCCCCUUACUUUUUAGGAAGAAAAAAGUGUGUCUUAUGGAGUGAAAAAUACGGUAAUUAUAUUUUCAAGGUGGACACCACCACCACCGGAGCCAUGUUAGCCUAUUGCACCAAACGAAGGUUCACAUUUUCAAUAUGAAAAGCAUGUCCCAUCUAGAAUUUUAUUUAUAUUUAUUUAUUAUAAGGUGGUGUCCGUAGUUCUCUCCACCCCCAAUGUUAUCCUCACAACAACCCUGUGAAGUAGGAGGCUGAGAGAAAGUGGUUUGGCUUGCACCUCAAGGUAAGCCAAGGUAUGGCUUACUGUGACUGCCUGAACGUUCUGGCUUCCAGUGAUGAACUUGCACCCACUUUCCUCCUCACUGGGCCUUUUAGUUCAAUGUUAGGAUAGUAGCUAAGCCAAUGUUUGACUUAGCGCAUUAUCCAAGCCUGGGGUCAUGGUUAAGGUCUCUCCAACCUUAGCCCAUGGCCUGAACCAAUAGGACACACCCUCGUGACUGAGGAGGAGAAACAUGCAAAACCAAGCCAUGGCUUAGCUACCACAUCACACUCACCAGGGAGGAGCAAAGCCAGGAGGGAGUUCAUACUAAGCCAUAUUUUGGCAUAGCUGUGAACACAGCCAGAGUCCCAAAUUCACCCAGUGAGCUUCAUGGCAGUGUUGGGUUUUGAUUCCUGGUUUCCCAGAUCCUAGUCCAACACACCACACUGUAUACAGGGCAAGGAAGACCUUUUCAUCUAGGGGAGAUUAGCUAGUGAUCCUGAACGCAAUUCUUCCUGGCCUGGCUUGCAUGCUUGAGUUACCUUGAGCCACCUGUGGGUCCACAUUGAUGCUACAGUAUGUCUGAAGUUAAGCGAGGGUGGACCUGGUGACUGCCUGCAUGAAGACUGCUGGGGAACCGCAUGCGAUCUGCUGGAACUUUGCUCAGAUAAAGGUUUUGUGAGUCAGCUUCUGCGGCACUGCGAACUGCCUGGAUGGGAAGCCACCUGUGUCUCUCAGAGCUUCCCUGGCCAAGAACAGGAUACAAGUGAAUAAGGGACAUGGGUGGCGCUGUGGUCUAAACCACUGAGCCUCAUGGGCUUGCCGAUCAGAAGGUUGGCGGUUCGAAUCCCCAUGACGGGGUGAACUCCCAUUGCUCUGUCCCAGCUCCUGCCAACCUAGCAGUUCAUAAAGCACGCCAGUGUAAGUAGAUAAAUAGGUACUGCUGUGGCGGGGAGGUAAACAGUGUUUCUGUCACAGUGUUCCAUUGUGCCAGAAGCGGUUAAUAAUAAUAAUAAUAAUAAUAAAUUUAUUUAUACCCCGCCCAUCUGACUGGGUUUCCCCAGCCACUCUGGGCGGCUUCCAACAAAAUAUUAAAAUACAGUACAGUGGUACCUCUUGUUACGUACUUAAUUCGUUCUGGAGGUCCAUUCUUAACCUGAAACUGUUCUUAACCUGAAGCACCACUUUAGCUAAUGGGGCCUCCCGCUGCUGAUGCGCCGCCGCCGCACGAUUUCUGUUCUCAUUCUGAAGCAAAGUUCUUAACCCGAGGUAAUAUUUCUGGGUUAGCAGAGUCUAUAACCUGAAGCGUAUGUAACCUGAGGUACCACUGUAUUCUGUUAAACAUUAAAAGCUUCCCUAAACAGGGCUGCCUUCAGAUGUCUUCUAAAAGUCUGGUAGUUGUUUUUCUCUUUGACAUCUGGUGGGAGGGUGUUCGACAGGGCGGGUGCCACAUGACCCGGAAAGCUGUCUGGACAAACGGCGGCUCCCUCAGCCUGAAAGUGAGAUGAGCACCACAACCCCAUAGUCACCAUUGACUGGACUUAAUCAUCCAGGGGUCCUUUUUACAAGUGAAUGGAACAAGAAAGCACUUCUGUUCUGAACCAGAUUUGCUGAUUCUGCCCUCUGCUGGCAGUGGAUAGUAGGUAACUUCCAGCUAAGACUGUGGACACAUUUGGAACAUACAUACUCUCUCAAAGAAUCCUGGGAACUGUAAUUUGCCUCUCGGAGCUAUAGUUCCCAGAAUUCUUCAAAUGUAUGGUGUGUACUGCAUAUGCUUAAAUUAUGCAUAGAGGAGACACUGGAAUAAAUGAAUGAAAGUCUGUUGUCUGCAAUGGGUCUACUCCCAUGACUAGUAUUGGAUAUCACCCACUGAUCAGGUCUGGGGAUUCAUGAGCCCUGGAAGAGACUAUGAAUGUAAUAGUGAGCUAGAAUACUAAUAAGUUCAAAGUGCAUUACAUACCCCAAUAUGAUUUAUAACAACCCUGUAAAGUUGUCCAGCAUUAUCCCACGCCGAGUGCCGAGUCUCAGCAAAUUACUGGGUUGGGCUUUGGAUCUUUGGAUCUUCAGCUCAGCAACUGGUGCUACAGUGUCAGAAGGCAGACACAGACACUCGCCCGAAGUCUAGGCUCACGUUCUCAUGGCCGGUCUCCCCACAGAGCCUCUCGUCCACCGUGAACUUGGUGCACUCUUCAGACCUUGCUCCUGGCAUAGCCAUUGCUUACGACUCGUACUGUGGCGACUCGGAAACUUCUGGACGCACGCAGGGUGGGGAAUGCCUAGGCGUACGCGUCAACCAGCAGGUAAGCACUUAGAUCGGGGGUGGCGAACCCAAUCUAAGCCUACGUGUCCCUUGGAACUCCCCCGAGGCCACACCUCCUCUUUACAGGCCACACCCCCUUUACAGCCUGAGUGUUCUUGAACUCUGACAAGGCCUCUUGCUUGUCUGUAUGGAGUAUAGUGUGUGUGUGUGUGGAGAAACAAGCCUACUGUAGAAAGGUAAAAUUUGUAAUAGUUACCUGCCCAUUUUUAGCCACCACUGUCAUGUGGUCCUUGGAUGGUUGUCCAGAAGGGAGAGUGGCCCCUCAGGCAGAAAAGCCCUCCCCACUCCUGGCCUAUUAAGUCAGUGCUUUCUAAUUGUUCCAAGGCAUCAGGGUUGGCUCAGUUGGAGCAAAACAGGGAGGGAGGAACAGAGACAUCUAGAAGGGGGGGGGGGAGAACAGUAAUGAUGUUUAGAACAGGGAGGGAGGAAUAGUAGAGGCAUCUAGAACAGGAAGGGAGGAACAGUAAAGAUGUUUAGAACAGGGAGGAAGGAACAGUAGAACAGGGAGGGAGGAAUAGUAGAGACAUCUAGAACAGGAAGGGAACAGUAGGGUGUUAGGAGCAGGAGGAAGGAACAUUGGUCAUCUAGAACAGGAAGGGAACAGUAGAGAUGUGUAGAACAGGGAGGAACAGUAGAGGCAUCUAGAACAGGAAGGGAACAGUAGAGAUGUGUAGAACAGGGAGGAACAGUAGAGACAUCUAGAACAGGAAGGGAACAGUAGAGAUGUGUAGAACAGGGAGGGAGGAACAGUAAAGAUGUUUAGAACAGGGAGGAAGGAACAGUAGAGACAUCUAGAACAGGAAGGGAACAGUAGAGAUGUGUAGAACAGGGAGGAAGGAACAGUAGAGGCAUCUAGAACAGGAAGGGAACAGUAGAGAUGUGUAGAACAGGGAGGGAGGAAUAGUAGAGACAUCUAGAACAGGGAGGGAGGAACAGUAAAGAUGUUUAGAACAGGGAGGAAGGAACAGUAGAGGCAUCUAGAACAGGAAGGGAACAGUAGAGAUGUGUAGAACAGGGAGGAAGGAACAGUAGAGACAUCUAGAACAGGAAGGGAGGAACAGUAAAGAUGUUUAGAACAGGGAGGAAGGAACAGUAGAGGCAUCUAGAACAGGAAGGGAACAGUAGAGAUGUGUAGAACAGGUUUUAUAGUUAUAGGUCCUUUUCUGUUUCCACUAAUUGACAUGGAGCAGGGCAGGGGAAGCCAAGGCCCUCCAGAUGUUCCACCCCCCCUCCGACCAUUGGCUGCAUUAUUGACUGGCGGCUGAUGCCAGGGAAAGCUCAGCAGCACCUGGAGGGCCACAGCUUCUCCGCCCCUGGCUUAGAGUAAUAUGGAUGGCAAUGGCGGCGGUCGCUCUUUCCUUAUCUCAGUUUUUCCCCCCACAGGUGGAAUUCUCAGUACGGAUAAAGGCCACCACCUGCCUGCCUGGUCCCCAGAAGGUGGUGCUCCGAGUUCUAGGAGUGGGUGAGGAGGUGCAUAUAGAAGUGGCGACACUCUGCGACUGCCAGUGCGGAGAUACGCAGCCCUAUGCGCCUCACUGUUCUGGCGGCCGUGGCAACCUCACCUGUGGCAUCUGCAGGUAUUAUUAAUUAAUUCAAAGUUUGAGGAAACGUGACCCCCUUCUCUGCAUGUGUGUAGACACACAUGCUCCUAGAUAACAGAGAUUAAGAUUGCAGCCUUAAUUAUAUAUUGUGGAAAUGAAUCCUUUCUUCUGAAUCUAUUACCAGUUGUGCCCCUGGAUUCUAGUAUUAUAUACUGAAGGGGGAAAUGAUUACUCCGUCUCCAAUCUACCCCACUGAUAACUUUAGAAAACCCGACCCGGUCCCAUUUCCCCCACUAUCCCCAAAUCAGUUGUUUCUUUUCCACUCCGGAUUAAAAAAGGCCUCUAAACCCCAUGAUCGUUUGGGUUGCUGCUUUAGGGCGAGAAGGCAGCUAGGUUUCAGUUGCGGCUGAUGCCCUUUGUUGCACUGGUACAGGGAAUCCCAAAUGGUAGGGGAAGCCAGGGCCAGAGAGAGGCAACAUUGCAGCCACAGAGCUUUCUGGACUGGUUGAAAAAUAAAGAGAAGGCAGGCAGUUGGGGCUGGCUGAGGGCAGGCAAGCUGGUGGGGCAGAGGCCUAUUUGCUGGGCUUCUUGGGUUGGGAGGAGAAAAAACCAGGCUCAGUGGACCUGAUGAGUCUGGUUCAGCAACUGUGACCCAUGUGCUGUCUUUGCUCUUGUAGCUGCCAGGAGGGCCAUGCCGGCCGGCUGUGCGAGUGCAAGCCAGAGGAGCUGGUGGACGCAGAAGCCGCAUGCCGGGAUGCGAACGACACGGGCCCAGUGUGCAGUGGCAAGGGCCAGUGUGUGUGCGGGAAGUGCCAGUGCAAUGCCCAGGCGAGCGGACCCCUCUGCAAGUGUGACGAUGCUGGCUGCGAGAGGCACAACGGGCAGCUCUGCGGAGGUAAAAACCUUCUAAUGGUAGGGCUGCCGCCGUUUUCUUUUAACCUGGCAGAUGUUGGGCAACGCAGUCAUUAGUGGCACCAAUGGGGAUGCUGGUGGCUUUACUGUAGCCAGAGUGGGUAUUUCCAUAGGUUUUAAGGAGGAAAGGCUGCUAAUGUUGCCUCCAAAUUGUCAGUACAGUGGUACCUCGGGUUACAUACGCUUCAGGUUACAGACUCCGCUAACCCAGAAAUAGUGCUUCAGGUUAAGAACUUUGCCUCAGGAUGAGAACAGAAAUCGUGCUCCGGCAGCGCGGCAGCAGCAGGAGCCCCAUUAGCUAAAGUGGUGCUUCAGGUUAAGAACAGUUUCAGGUUAAGUACGGACCUCUGGAACGAAUUAAGUACUUAACCCGAGGUACCACUGUAUUUGGGGAGCUGUAUUUCAGCCCACACUGUAUUUGGGGAACUGUAUUUCAGCCCACACUGAAAAUUCAGAUUUGUGCAGUUGAAGGUGGUUAAAGUGCUUCUGUCAACUUCAUGCAACAAAUCCCCUUUUAAAACAAGCAAGGCUUUUUGCAGAUAAGGACAUGAUUAACACACCAGCUAAUCAGGAUGAAAUGUUCAUUGCAGUAUAACCUCCCUGCAAGCAAGAACAGAAUGAAUGUUCAAUUAAGACCAGACAUAGUCUAACCUCAGAAUAAGUUUUGUGUAAGCCAAACAGGGUGAAUGCUCAACAAACAGUCCCCUGGAGGAGUCCAAAUACUUCUAGGGGUGUGUUUAUAAACUGCAAUGCAGGAAGAGCAGAGUACUGAGCACAGAAUCCAGCUUCUGAAGACUCUCUCGCGAUUUCAUUUAAGAAGAGCAACUUUCUAGCCUGCAUGCUUACAAAGGUGCGCCUCCAAGUGUGAGGGCAGCCAAUGUCCGCUGGCAUCUCAAAAGGCAGAAAGGUUGCUGAAUAAGAAAUAUAUAGAUGUGGGUGGAAUGGCUUUGUGAAGGAACUCUGUAAUGCCGACAGACGUCUCUCUUUGUACCGGUAGGCAACGGGCAAUGCAAAUGUGGCAAUUGUGAGUGCCAUGAGAACUAUACUGGCAGUGCGUGCCAGUGCAGCCUGGAGACCAGUGGAUGCACACAGGAGGGCGUUGUAUGCAGCGGUCACGGGCAUUGUGCCUGCAACAGAUGCCAUUGUGACGCUGGCUGGUUUGACAGUCACUGCAGCCGCUGUGCUGACUGCCAGACACCCUGUGAGGAGCACAGGUGAGAUUCUGAUGUGGUGUUAGGAGAGGGCCUGGCCUACUUUCUAACAGGGGGGUGGGUGGGGUGGAGGGACAGCAAGCUACCGUAUUUUUCGUUCUAUAGGGCGCACCGGCCCAUAGGACGCACCUCGUUUUUUGGGGGGGGAAAUGAAUAAAAAAAAUUAUUCCCCCCCCGCCGCGGCUGCCGCCCCAAGCCUUGUGCACACCUGCAAGAAGCACGGGGAGCCCUCCGGAGGGUGCCCCCAUGCUUCGGGCGACAGGCUGCCGCCCCAAGCCUCGCGCGCUCGGCGGGACCUCCUGCCGGGCGCGCAAGGCUUGCGGACACUCGCCGGGGCUGCAGGCUGCUGCCUGCAAGCCUUGUGAGCCCGCGGGAACUCCCACCGGGCUUGCAAGGCUUGCGGAUAGCUUCCUGAAGCCUGGAGAGCGAGAGGGGUCGGUGCGCACCGAUGCCUCUCGCUCUCCAGGCUUCAGCGAAAGCCUGCAUUCGCCCCAUAGGACGCACACACAUUUCCCCUUCAUUUUUGGAGGGGAAAAAGUGCGUCCUAUGGAGCGAAAAAUAUGGUACAUUUCUCAGGUAUCUCUGCAACUGUGGCCAAACAGAGCAUGGAGCACAGCUUGCAACUGCCAGUGUGUCUUCCUCCCGCUUUUCCUGACCAUUGUAGAAAGGGUGUCCUUAUGCUCUAGUUAGAAGCACGAGCAAAAAAUGCUCACAGCUGCUCUUGUGUGUUGGCAGGAAUUGUGCAGAGUGCAGGGCCUUUGGAACUGGGCUGUUGUGGGAGACUUGUAGCGCAUCCUGCAACCAGACGGUGAAUGUGGUGCCGGCCUCCGCCACCGACGAAAGAUGGUGCCAGACCAAAGCAGAAGAUGGCAGCCUCCUCAUCUACCUCAUUGAGAGGGACAAGGAAGGCGCCAUCACCCUGACGGUGAAUGGCAAAGAAGGUAAGUGGGCACAGGAAAGAAGGGCGGGAGAGCCUUUGUUGCAGGAAGUUGCUGGGCAGCUCGUAGGGGCAUUGGGUUGGUCCCUGUGAUAACAGGACUAGGUGAGCUUCUGGCCUGAUGCGACAAGGCUCUUCUGAAGGCCAGACUAUUUUGAUGUCUGUGACAGAAAGCACGUUGAACCACAGCAGGCAGAAGUUUCAGUGGCACCAGAUUCUUCUGGAGCCUAAGUUGUAACCCAGGCUGUAUGUGACUUGAUGUCAUCCGUUGAUCCUCUUCCAGGGGUGAUUCACAGCUGUCCAUGGAGGCACAGGUUUCUUCUGUGCCCAAGGCAGCGGUCUACCAGCUGCAUCUGGUAUGCUGGCUGAAACCCUACUGGCCUGUGCCCUCUGCCACCUGAGUGGUACAUGCUGUGGUUAUCUCUUGACUGGACUACUGCCAUGUGCUCCACGUGGGGCUACCUUUGAAGGUGACUCGGAAACUACAACUAAUCCAGAAUGAGGCUGUCAGACUGGUGACUGAGAGUGGCCGCCGCGACCAUAUAACACUGAUCCUGAAAGACCUACAUUGGCUCCCCGUAUUUUUCCGAGCACAAUUCAAAGUGUUGGUGCUGACCUUAAAAGCCCCAAAUUGCUUCAGCCCUGUAUACCUGAAGAAGCAUCUCCACCUCCGUUGCUCAGCCCGGGCACUGAGGUCCAGCACUGAGCGUCUUCUGGUGGUUCCCUCAUUGUGAAAAGUGAGAUUACAGGCAACCAGGCAGAGGGCCUUCUUAGUAGCGGUGCCUGCCCUGUGGAACGCUCUCCUGCCAGGUGUCAAGGAAAUAAACAACUACAGUGAUACCUCAGGUUACAUAUGCUUCAGGUUACAGACUCCGCCAACCCAGAAAUAGUACCUCGGGUUAAGAAUGUAACCAGAGAUACAUACUGUAUCUGACUUUUAGGAGACAUCUGAAGGCAGCCCUGUAUAGGGAAGUUUUAAAUGUUUGAUGUUUUAUUAUGUUUCAUGCUUGAUAAUUUGUUGGAAGCCUUCCAAGGUGGCUGGGGCAAUCCAGACAGAUGGGCGGCAUAUAAAUAAUAAAUUAUUAUUGUUACAAUAACCGUUAGCAGAGUAUGUGUGCACAACGGUAGCAGGAGAGGAAGUCCAAUAAAUAAAUGAGGAAGGGGCACUUGCUUCUCAGAACUCAGCUGCAGAGCCUCACAACUCCUUUCGUCUAAACUGCCAGGUAACACAACCAAGAAGACAUUCAAGCUGGUACUGAGCUCAGUGCUGGGCUUGGUGUUAUUUGGGCUCUUCCUCAUAAUAGUCUACCGCAUCGUCUUGGAGAUCUAUGACCGGAGGGAGUUCAAGCGUUUUGAAAAGGAGAGGAAGCACGCCAAGUGGAACGAGGUCAGUGCUCCUUCCUUCCCUACCUGCAGGCUGCAGUUAGUUCAUGUCAGCCUCACUCUCACCUGCUCCUUAUCCCAGCCAGGGAAUUUCUCAGCCCUGACUGGGCUGCUGUUUCUUGGAGCAAAAGCUACAUUCAUUCUGUAAAAGGGAUGGUGGGGCCACAACAGUGGAGCGUUUGCAGCAAGCCCAAAGCUGGAAGGCUAAACGCUCUAUGCAUAAAGGGGCAAGUUAGGCACGUGUGACGAGUCCGAUUUUUAACCUCCCCGCUUCCUUAAAUACUUUUUAGAUGAGCAGACUUCAACUUCUUCAAAGUUGAGACCCACCUUUUCGCCCAACCAUGUUCAUAACUUCAUUCAGCGUAUAUCCAUGUCGCUGAGACCCACCUUAGCUCAGGCUGUGACCAAAGCAGCAGCUGGACCUGGUUACAGGCAAUCAUGUAAUGAACCUAGAUGCAUUUUAUUGUUGUUCCAAAAAAUGUUAACAGAAAAUGAUGGAAACCCCUUUCAACUGCAGAAAGUGUCCCACCAUAGGAAGCUAGCUUGUACUGUUGGUUCAUCCAGCCCAAUAGUCAGUGUUGACUGGCAGUGACUCUCCAGGGUUUCAGGGAAAAGUCUCUGGCCGCCCUACCUGCAGAUCAAACCUGUGACCUUUUGGAUGCAAAACAGAUGCUCUACCUACCACCUGAGCCACGGCCUUUUCCCAAAUCAAUUCCCCACUAUUAAAUGGAGUCUUUUAGUCAGGUUGACACAACUACCCACAGCUUCACACACACACCCCCCAGUGUUAUUUCAAGGCAUAUAAAACUAUGGGAGGCUGGGCCCCCAAGGCGUGUGAGACACACACCUGGUUUGGGGAUAGCAAAUUCUGUAACAGGAAGUAAGAGGCAUACAACUUUGUCUACUUGCCUCUUUUGUAGGUGAACAAUCCACUAUACCGGAGUGCCACUACCACAGUCAUCAAUCCCAAGUACAACGGUGACUGAGGAUUGGCGAAAGCCUUGAGCACUGUGCCAGCUGCUGGAUUUGGACUAUGGAGAAGCUGGGUUCGAAUCCUCACUCAAAAACACAGGGAUGUAUUCAUCUCUUAGCUUGGGUCUAUCUACCUCGCAGCAUAACCCCAAGUAAUAAAAUUUAACCUUUUUCCCAGGGGGCGGGAGGGAAGGGAACUGGAUGUGAUUUCAUAAUAAAACUGGUUU
Molecule: messenger RNA, 44272 nt
Organism: Podarcis lilfordi (Lilford's wall lizard)
Lineage: Eukaryota; Metazoa; Chordata; Lepidosauria; Squamata; Lacertidae
Source: the annotation of a GenBank genome assembly